GAAAUGGUUCAUAAAAUGGAACAAGGCCAUAGAAAUGAAAUGUGGCUCACUACCUUUUACUUAUCUGGGAGCAACCAUGUGCAAAGGCAAGAUGAAGAAACAACAUUGUGCCAGUAUCAUAGAUCAUUUUGAUAUGUACAUUAACUCUUGGUUUAGUAAGGUGAUAAACCAAAUGGGCAAGCUGGUGCUUAUCAAGCAGAUUCUGUCUUCCAUUCCUCUACAUAUAGUGGCACUACAUCAGAUACCUAAAUGAGUUAUCAAGAUGUUAAAUCAAAGGAUGGAAAAUUUCGUAUGGGGAUUUAAAGAAGGUAAGCCCAAAUACCAUUGUAAACUUGGGAUGAAGUUUGCAAAUCAAGUCAAACAGGUGGUAUGGGUAUCAGACCUUUGGAAGAAGUUCAACAGGCAUACUCCUUGAAGCUAUGGUGGAAGAUGCAGAAUGGAGUGGGCAUUUGGCCUGAUUUUAUGAGGGCUAAAUACAAAAAGGGAGAUACUCUCAAAGAAAGGUUGACAGAUUCCUCUACCUGGAAGAGGAUAUGCAGAAUAGAUGUGACUGCAGCAGCUCAUAUUUCCUUUGGAUCAGAUAGAAUGCUUUGGAAUGGAGACCCCUUCACUCUUAAAAAGGCAUACGAGGAUAUUAAAAAAGAGGAGAGCCUGAAAUGAUGUCAUGCAGUUUCAUUUGGUGUAGCAGUCAGAUUUCAAAAGUAAAAACCUUCCAAUGGAGACUAAAUUUUGGAUGUCUAAACUUCCCAGAGAAUCUGAAAAGAUUAUAAUAUGCACCUUCCUAGCCAAUGCACCUUCUGUAAGAGACAUGAAGACUUAGUAGAAGACCAUACACUUCUACAUUGUGAGAUUAGUUCUCCAGUUUGGGCUUUCUUUGCAGAUCUGACAAAGGGACCUUCACUUCAAAAUAGAAGGCCUCUAACGUCUCAUAUGAUGGAAUGGUGGCUUAGCUCAAACUCCAAAAGUCUCAAAGGAAACCUCAGGAUCAUUCUGCCUGGAUUAAUCACCUGGAUCACUCACUCCCAGGCUCAUUCAAGACAUUUUUUUUACCUCAUUGUUGGUGUUGGACCAAUAUGGAGAAGGCAUAAAGGACAAGGACUUGCAAGGAUGGGGUUUAGAUCAAUUUUGGCUAAAUGGUAGAAAACUUUUGAAGCCUUCUAUUUUAGUAUUGCUUCUAUUAGUCCUAUUUGAUUAGUUCUGCUAUGUCUCUUGUUUUGAACAUCUACAGAUUAUUGAUGGAAGAAUAAUUUUUGUGGAAGCUGCCAAGACCACAAGACCAGGGGAGAAUUAACUGUCCAGAAAAACAAUCUCAGGCCAUGAGAUUUCUGUUUGUUCCCUUUGCUAGUACAACUCAUAUGAGGAGAGCAAGCAGGGGACCUGGCAAGUUCAAGAAGACUUUUUUGUAACCAUUAUGCCAUCCAUGUAAAGGUGGUGAGUUUUUUUUUUAGUUGUGUGGCAGUUCAUGUUUAUGUGUGGGAAAUAUUUGGAUCUCGAAGGGAAGCCUUUUAGCUCCAGAGUUUCGGACUUUCGGUACUUAUUGUCAA
This is a messenger RNA of Cuscuta campestris, 1544 nucleotides long. NCBI's taxonomy places the organism in Eukaryota, Viridiplantae, Streptophyta, Magnoliopsida, Solanales, Convolvulaceae. The record is from the annotation of a GenBank genome assembly.